This is a messenger RNA of Hirsutella rhossiliensis, 1947 nucleotides long. Its product is annotated as kinase. Gene Ontology annotation, biological process: protein phosphorylation. NCBI's taxonomy places the organism in Eukaryota, Fungi, Ascomycota, Sordariomycetes, Hypocreales, Ophiocordycipitaceae. The record is from RefSeq and is a predicted model, not a curated record. The transcript has 5 exons. Bases 1 to 1947 code for a protein of 648 amino acids. Gene Ontology annotation, molecular function: ATP binding; protein kinase activity.
AUGAGUCUUACGGAGCAGCAGAUCAAGGUUAUCUCGGACCGCCCGUUCAACGAUACGCUUAAUCACAUUCAAGACAAACUACGCGACUUCAAUGAGCCCGACGAUUUGCGGCAAGAAGAUAUUGCAAGCCUUUUGGGUGCCUUGGUCGCCUCUCCGGCCGCGUUCAGCCUCCUGUCGCCGGACGAGAGCGGCAGCGUGGCAGUCAGGUUGCUCUCCAUAUUACAAGCUCCCGACAUCGACAUCUGGAAUGCCGUCCUCAGACUCAUCGACACCCUCAGCUCCCUCACUCCCCCUCCGUCCAGCAUCGUCCCAACCUACAACGGAACACCCGUCAAGACCAGCUCGAGCCGACUUGACGAUAGCGAAACUCGCGACAUUGUCGAAGGAGAGCUCUUCUUCGAGAUAAAAGACUGCACCUUUCGCAAUGUGGGAGGAUUCUGCGACAAGUUCUUCGACUCCAAGAGCUGGCGCAAAGAACAGAAAGAGAUGCUGACGAGGAUGAUGAUGGCGCACGACGGAAAGAAAUGGAUGGACUUCCCGUCCACUCCCGAUGAAAAACCGGUCUGGACAUGGCUCUGUGCGCUUGAAGAACGCUUCUUGACUGAUGCACCCCACAAGUUAUACACCACCCGAACCGCCAACCAAUUCAAGGAACGGAAGGGCCAGAUGGAUCUCUUCUUUCAGACAACAGACAGGGAAACUAACAGCACCUUUACCUACAAGGACGUCCUUGUCGUUGGAGAGCAAAAGAAGUCACACGAUACAAGCAGGUUCAAAGCGGAUAUCCUCCAACUUGCGCGGUAUGCUCUUGUUGGAUACGCUACAAUGAGUGAUGAUGCUAUGGGCCUGGACGCGUUCAUCGAGCGAGAGGAGGGUCAUCGCUAUGCCACCCUGGAGGACGUAAGCGGCAACGAAACAAGAGUCACGCUGGAGGAGCUGAUAGUCAGGCAGCGCGCUAUCCGGAAACCAGAGGGGGACCAUCUCAAGCUGGCAGGAGAGAAGGGCGUCAAGGGGGUGGCGAGAGUGGUGGCGCACCGUCAAAUCACCACCAUUGCAGACAUGCGGAAGGGACUGGAGUUUCCAAAAUCUCACCGGUUUCGGGAUGAAGAUGUCCACUUCAGAGAUCUACCAUCGGCCAGGCCGCCGUCCAAAAGCCAAAAACCGAAGCUGGUUAAGGAGUUCAAGGAGCAGCUGUCGAUCGGCAAGACGAAACCAAGCUUGUAUACUUCUAGGAGCGAGGAUCCAUUUGAGAACAGGAUCUAUUCUUGUCUCGUCGUCUCACCAGCCGGCCGUGUCAUCAGCGACUUCAAGUCGAUCAGGGAACUGCUGGAGUCGCUCCGAGACGCCAUCAGGGCACACCAGUCUCUCUACAUCGAUGGCAACAUCCUGCACAGAGAUAUCUCCUCGAACAACAUUAUCAUCACGGGUUCGAAAACAGUUGACGGCUUCAAGGGCAUGUUAAUCGACCUCGAUCUAGCUAAAGUCAGAGACAGCGGGCCGAGUGGAGCACGGCACCAGACCGGCACGAUGCAGUUCAUGGCGAUCGAGGUACUGCGGAAGGCCGACCACACCUACAGACACGACCUUGAGUCGUUCUUCUACGUUCUCCUCUGGAUGUGUGGGCGCGAAUCCUGGGAGAGAGGCGGAUUUGGGCAAGGCGAGGAGCCACCUAAGGAGAGCCUUCUACGGGCAUGGGAGAUUGGAAGUUUCCAAUCUAUUGCGAGCGCCAAAGUGGGUCACAUGACCAUAAAUGGCCUGGAAGAGAUCAUGAACCAGUUCCCACCAGUGUUUGAUGUUGUCAAGCCCCUCUGUCUGAAGAUCAGGACGUUAUUGUUUGGGGAGACAGCGAGGCUGGAUAUCGGAACUCCUGCAGGUGAUCCGGACCAGCUCUACAACGCUAUCAGAAUAGCCUACGACGAGGCUAUCGAUAAACUUUUGAAGGAUUAA